GAGAUGCAGAGAAGAGCAGGACUCGAGAACAAGAGCCAGGACUGGAGAACAAGACUCAGGACUAUGUGUGUUGGGAAACACACAGGAGUUCUUUCAGAUUUCUGAUCUGGAAGGCAAAGGCUUCAUCACUCAUCAAGGCAUGCAGAGACUGCAUCCUGAGUUACCUCUUGGCCUGGAAGAGCUUCACAAAGUUUUUGUUACGUUGGAUGCUGAUGGCAACGGCUCCCUUACCCCAAAGGAGUUCACCACAAGAUUCAGUUGUUUUCUCCCCAGCUGUGAAGUUCCAGAUAAGAUGACAAUGGAAAUUGCUUUGAAAAAUGAGAUGAUGCAACACUUAGAAGGUGAAACAGCCUGCCCAUUUAAAUGUGAAGAGAGCAUGAGUGAUGAUGAGGAUGAAGAAUUCCAGUUCUCAAAUCUGAUACAUCUGCUUGGAGCUAAAAAGGUUUCGAACAAUCAGAGUGAUGUGAAGCAACCUUGUUUGCAGCUGAGAAAAGACAAUCCUCAUUUACUUUCCAGUUUUGAAGAGUUCCUGUUCAGAAUUUUUUCUGAGCUCCAAGAAGUAGGUAAUGAAAAGAACAGUUUGGAAUGUGUUCUGGAAAGGAAAAUUGCUGCUUAUGAUGAAGAAAUUAAACAUCUCUGUGAGGAAAUGGAACAGCAAAUCAAAAAGGAGAAGAAACAGUUUCUCUUGAAA
Messenger RNA from Eurypyga helias (sunbittern), 691 nucleotides. RefSeq names its product EF-hand calcium-binding domain-containing protein 4B-like. Gene Ontology annotation, molecular function: calcium ion binding. The annotation marks the transcript as partial. The record is from RefSeq and is a predicted model, not a curated record. The transcript has 6 exons. Lineage: Eukaryota; Metazoa; Chordata; Aves; Eurypygiformes; Eurypygidae.